GUAAGCAAAGUCGUAGCGUAGCAGAGAAUCAAUGCUGUCGUAUUGUGUUUGUGUGUCCAGGAUGGGGAGUGCGGGAUCGAGGAUGGUCGACUCUGCCUAACCAGUCCAGGUUCGUUGCGUCGAAGAAGCCAACCGGACCAGGAAGCCAUGCCGUCAUGUCGUGUUCGUGGUGUCGGAGAAACAGCAUCAAGGAAGACGCAAGACUGCCGAGAGGACAUUCAAGAUCAUCUCCUCGGCCGUCCCAUCGGAUCCCAGUCCCUCCAACUCUCCCGAUCGUCAUCCCAAUCGUCAGCCUCAUCCUCCUCACCAGCAUGGUACCUCUAGUACCUUUGACGACCCUCUAGCGGAGCAUAUGGAUUGCCACUCAUAUCA
This is a messenger RNA of Zymoseptoria tritici IPO323, 372 nucleotides long. RefSeq lists its product as uncharacterized. The transcript has a single exon. The record is from RefSeq and is a predicted model, not a curated record. NCBI's taxonomy places the organism in Eukaryota, Fungi, Ascomycota, Dothideomycetes, Mycosphaerellales, Mycosphaerellaceae. The coding region runs from base 156 to 344 and encodes 62 amino acids.